Alligator sinensis (Chinese alligator) is the source of this 1378-nucleotide messenger RNA. It is a transcript of the gene ARL2BP, whose product is annotated as ADP ribosylation factor like GTPase 2 binding protein. Gene Ontology annotation, cellular component: mitochondrial intermembrane space. The transcript has 6 exons. Lineage: Eukaryota; Metazoa; Chordata; Crocodylia; Alligatoridae. Bases 10 to 486 code for a protein of 158 amino acids. Gene Ontology annotation, biological process: positive regulation of tyrosine phosphorylation of STAT protein; maintenance of protein location in nucleus. The record is from RefSeq and is a predicted model, not a curated record.
GCGGCGGCAAUGGAAGCGGCAGAGGAAGAAACCCUGGAAACGUGGGUGUCCGUAUCUUCCCCUUCAGAAGCAGAAUUUGAUGCUGUGGUUGGGUAUUUAGAGGAUAUUAUAAUGGAUGAUGAUUUUCAGUUAUUACAAAGAAGCUUUAUGGAGAAACACUACCAGGAAUUCGAGGAUUCAGAAGAAAACAAACUCAUCUACACAUCCAUUUUUAAUGAAUAUAUUUGUUUAGUAGAGAAAUACAUUGAAGAAAAACUCCUUGACAGGAUUCCUGGUUUUAGUAUGGCUGCUUUUACUAUGUCAUUACAACAGCACAAAGAAGAAAUGGCAGGUGAUAUAUUUGACAUGCUUCUCACAUUUACUGAUUUUCUAGCCUUCAAAGAAAUGUUCUUGGAUUACCGAGCUGAAAAAGAAGGUCGUGGUCUGGAUUUAAGCAGUGGGUUAGUGGUGACAUCAUUAAGCAAGUCCUCAGUAUCUUCACCCUAGAAUACUUUGACACUAGUUCUCAUCUCUAGAUAAGUGCUGCUGCUUUAAUUUGGAUAUUCAAAACCCUAAGUAGUAGUGGAUCACAGUAUUUUGCAUGAUGAAAGGUAAUGGACUGACUACGUUUUGAAAGGCCUGAUCCUCUAAACUGCCCUUAUGAAUUACUGCUAGUAUUGGAUGAGCAUAAGAGAAUAAUUUCAAGCCUUUCUAAAAAUUAAUUGCUUUUUAAUAUUUUGAUAACAUCUACACCCCAGCCAAUAUGGACUAUUUGUCAAGAAGCUCAUUGCUUCUGAGAGAGUUCAUUAGCUGGGAUAUGUUUGCUCUUGGUUUAAAUGACAACUCAGAUAUCUUAUUUCCACAUAUAUAAUAAAUAAUGAUAAUAAUAAAUCCUUCAAUAAUAAUAUAAAAUGAGUAUUGUAACCUGCUCUGUCUGGAAAGGCUGGUUACAAAUCCACCAACUUUGUUUUUUUUCACAUUCUCAGAACCAUUUAUUGUUCUUUUAAGAAAAAAUUAUUCAGUUUACUCUUAAACACUGCAUCUUCUCUAUUGAAGAAGAAUAUGGUUUGACAUGUAUAUAUUUUAGGCUGAGAAUGCACUUUCAGUUUAGCAGUCAUUGUAGAUGCGUGUGUGUGUGUGCAUCCACUAAUGGACUGUUACCCAGUUUCAGUCCUAUAAAAAUAGAGUUUUGGUCCAGAGUUUUGGGGGAGUAGCAGAAGAUCACAAGCCUCCUGGGUGAUGUAGGCAUGCCAGCAAAACGUCUGGUAGGAAUGCGGCUAGGCUGACAGGAAGUAGCUUGUUCUGGUUUAGUUUGUGUCAUUUUGGAGAGAGGAUGAGCAUAACUGCUGGUAAGAAAACCUUUAUGUCUGCAUAUGCUACAUCUUUACUAGUGGGCCAG